Messenger RNA from Cylicostephanus goldi, 450 nucleotides. The record is from the annotation of a GenBank genome assembly. Lineage: Eukaryota; Metazoa; Nematoda; Chromadorea; Rhabditida; Strongylidae.
AUGUCACCCGAAUUUCCUGUGUUCACACGUCAAUCAUCAGCGGAUGCAGAAAACGCAGAACCUAUGCCUCGUGGCGAUAGCGCAGUGAUCAGAAGUGUGCCUUCAAGUUCUCAUCUAGUUGAUGCUAAUCGUCAGAUACCAGGAACUCCCGCAUAUCAAGUCGCCACGAUACCAUCUACACCCCUUAGAACCGGCAGUUCGGGCGUAAUGCCUCCAGCUACCGUAGUAGGUUUAUCAAAUGGCGCUCCUGUUCUGCUCGUUAUAGGUGCUCCUGGCUCUCAAACUUUCGAAAUAGCGAGUCGUUUGGCACAGCAGCAUGAGGGAUUCCUCUUCCUUUCUAUGGGAGUGCUGCUGAGGGACAAAGUGAAAGCAGAGAAGGAAGACGAAUUGUGGCAGAGAGUUGGAAGAAAAAUAGAAAAAGGCGAACCAGUGCCGAUGGCAAGUAUCUAG